AUGUCAAGAGAUCCUUUAGCAACAACCGUAAUUGAAAAGAAUGCAGAAAAUAAAGAAGAAAAGACAGAAACAAUCAGAUCAAUGACGUCUGAGAUUCAAGAGUCAAAUGUCACGAGAAACAGUAAUUCAUCAAAAGUCUGUGAGAGUGAUCUGAUUAAAACACAAAUCAAAUUAGAAUCAAAGUUAUUUAAACCGUACGAGUUGAAUAGCUUUUCACUACCAAAACAGUCUAUAAAUUUUGAAUCAUGUAACACUACAGAUAUUCAUGAAUCGAAUAAAAAUAAAACGUUAUCAAAUAUUCAACAUCAUUAUAAAAAUAAUAAAGAAUGUCGAUUAUUCGAUUCACUAGGAUUAAUUUUAGAGAACAAUAAUGAAUAUAAACCUUUGGGCAACUUUUUAGUUAAACAUUCAAUAGAGCAUGAACAACAGCUGAGUGAUGAUACAUCAAAUAUUUAUAAUGCUCUCGAUUUAGCCAACAAUGUUAAAGAAGAACAGGAACAACGACACAUUGAAAAAAUUAAUAAACCGCAAAUCAAAAGAAAUGAGCUGGAUCGGAAGAGAAAAAGAAUGAAUUCAAAAUUAGAUAACAAGCAUUUCAAAGCAGAUUGUUUUAAACUUUAG
This is a messenger RNA of Didymodactylos carnosus, 621 nucleotides long. The record is from the annotation of a GenBank genome assembly. NCBI's taxonomy places the organism in Eukaryota, Metazoa, Rotifera, Eurotatoria, Philodinida, Philodinidae.